This is a messenger RNA of Prunus avium (sweet cherry), 2976 nucleotides long. Lineage: Eukaryota; Viridiplantae; Streptophyta; Magnoliopsida; Rosales; Rosaceae. The record is from RefSeq and is a predicted model, not a curated record.
CUUUUUUCGUAGUUAAAGGUUUUGGCGUGUGCCGGUUCGUUUUGGUGAGGAUUCUGAAUAAGGAAAUUUAUUUUAGUUCUUUCGGUGACGCCUCUCUCUCUCUGUGAUGCGCGGUGGAGUCUGAAAUUUUCAUUAGAACAGUUCUGUUUUCGAUUUUCGGUUUCUAUAAAGUAUCGUCUAGUUAGCUUCAGUGCAUAUGAAAUUGGACUGCUUAAUUCUGCUGCUAUAAAAUCAGAGACGGAUCUCUACCGAUUGCUGUGGCUUGUUUUCUUUUUGCAGUAGCAUCACCUUCUCAGCUCUUCUUUAGUAGGACAACCAAGACGGCUUUACUCGUACUAAACCUCGCUGCUUUCACAAAUGAGAGAAGGUUCUUGUUCUAUCCGUUGCUCGUCAGAGAGGAUUUGAAGCAGCGCAAGCUGCGCGGGUCCGGUAAUGGACACACAGUCAUCCGGAGAAGAUUUGGUCAUUAAGGCAAGAAAGCCAUAUACUAUUACCAAGCAACGAGAGCGAUGGACAGAGGAGGAGCAUAACAGGUUUCUUGAUGCCUUGAAGCUCUAUGGCCGAGCAUGGCAGCGCAUUGAAGAACAUAUUGGAACAAAGACUGCUGUGCAAAUCAGAAGUCAUGCUCAGAAAUUUUUUUCAAAGCUGGAGAAGGAGGCACACAAUAAAGGUGUUCCAGCAGGACAAUCAAUUGACAUAGAUAUUCCGCCUCCGCGCCCCAAAAGGAAACCAAGCAAUCCUUAUCCUCGAAAGUCUAGUUCAGCUGCUCCUACAUGGGCCACAUCGCAUGUGGCAGCAAAGGAUGGAAAACUUUUAUCAUCAACAUCAUCCUCGCAUUGUAAACAAGUAGUGGACUUGGAGAAAGAACCACUUGAUGAGAGACCUACCAAAGAAGACAAUCCAAGAAAGGGAAAAGAAAAUCGGGAUGAAAACUGCGCAGAAGUCUUAACUAUGCUCCUAGAAGAUCAUUGCUCCUCUGUUUCUUCUGCAAACAAAAAUUACAUACCCACACAGGUGGCACUAAGAAAUGCUUGCACUUUUAGGGAGUUUGUGCCUUCCCUGAAAGGGGUAAUAAGUCAAGAUGUAACAAAUGAUUCUUAUGUCACUACUGAACUUAAUGGAAAUCAGAAUUUGAAGAAAAAUGAUGCCAAAAAGAUAGUUCAAGACAAUGGCACAAGUGGAGCCUCAGAGUCAGAGAACACUAAUGCUUUUCGUAAGAAGUUGGUUCAAGGUGAGAAAGCAGAUGAUUUGAAUUGUGCAUUGCCAACAGAUGGGAUGCAAGGAACUCAGACCUACCCAAGGAAUGUUCCUGUACACGUACUGGAUGGGAGCCUAGGGGCAUGUAACCAAAUUACUCCAGCAGAUAUGUCAUUCACGGAUACUGCUUUUCAUCCUAUGGGCAAGGUUCAUGGACAGCCUAACCUUUUCGCAAAUCCAACUGCAUCUACUACUACUGAACAUGAAAGUAAUGCAUCAAGAUCUUCUGUUCACCAAUCAUUUCCAGCUUUUCACCCUCCCUUCACCCCAUUCCAUCAUGGUCAAAAGGAUUACCAGUCAUUUCUGCACAUUUCCUCCACAUUUUCAAGUCUUAUUGUGUCUUCUCUGUUACAAAACCCUGCAGCCCAUGCUGCAGCUAGCUUUGCAGCCACAUUUUGGCCUUAUGCAAAUGCAGAAAAUACAGAAGAUUCUCCAGCAUGCCCCCCUGGAGGUUUUCCAUCUAGGCAAAUGAACUCCCCUCCAAGUAUGGCAGCAAUUGCUGCUGCCACUGUAGCUGCUGCAUCUGCAUGGUGGGCAUCCCAUGGAUUGCUUCCCUUGUGCGCGCCUGUUCAAACUGCUUUUAGCUGUCCUCCUGUGUCCAUGACUGGGGUUCCAUCAAUGGAUACCGGUGAAGCUCCUGCAGCCAAGAUAGAGAGAGGAGAGAAUUCUCUUCAAUUUCCUUCCUUGCAGGAUCAACAAGUGGACCCAGAACACUUGGAAGCUGUGGAAGCUCAACAUCCAGCUUCAAAAUCACCAAGUGUGUCAUCAUCACACUCUGAUAACGGAGGUGCAGAACCUAAUACUGUACUUAAAGCUGCUGCUGAUGAGAAGGUGGUAGCAUCAACUGAAGAUGUUAAUGAUUCAAACAAUGCAAAGAGCAGAAAACAGGUUGACCGUUCUUCGUGUGGUUCCAACACACCUUCCAGCAGCGAAGUAGAGACCGAUGCAUUAGAGAAGCAAGAAAAAGGGGAGGAAGAACUGAAAGAACCUGAUCUAAAUCACCCACCUUCUGACUCGACUUAUCGUCGCAGUCGAAGUAUCAUCAACAUUAGUGAUCCAUGGAAGGAGGUUUCUGAAGAGGGGCGUAUGGCCUUUCAAGCACUAUUCUCAAGGGAGGUAUUGCCCCAAAGUUUUUCACCUCCCCCUAAGGACGAAGAGCAUCAGACCACUACAAAAGAAGGAAAGCAAAAUGCUGAGGAGAAAGAUGAAGAUGCAUCACUAUUAGACCUAAACAAAAAGACAUGGGUGUCAUUUUCGUGCCACCCGGAAGUGGAGAAAAAUGUGUCACCCGUAGGAGACAACAAUGCAGAGGGGCUGCUGACAAUAGGACUUAGCCAGGGAAAACUUAAGGCUCGUCGAACAGGAUUCAAGCCUUACAAAAGGUGCUCGGUAGAGGCUAAUGAGAACAGGGCAGCCAAUGCCAUCAGCCACUGUGAAGAGAAAGGUCCCAAGAGGUUACGCUUGGAAGGGGAAGCUCAAACUUGACAUUUGGCAUUGCAUUGCAAAUCAAAGGAAACCUUUGUUGUUGCAUGCAAUCUAAUAGUUUCCCCUUUAUUUAUAUAUUGUUCCUUUGUGUUUCAUUUCUAGUCCAGCAGAUCAGAAACUUGCCUUGGUGUGUACCGUAUAUAAUCUACAUUUGCUCGUUAACUAUCUUGAACCCUUGGAACUGCGCUUGAAAGAUUUCCUUAAUUAGACUUCAGCUAAGAAACAUUUUAAGUA